UUGUGGUGAAAAACAACUCAGUUCGCCGUGAUUAUUCUCGAAUGUGCGGUGCAUUUGUCAGUGAUUUUUUCAGUUUACAGAAUUUUCCUCAGUGAAUUCCAGUGAAAAUAUGUCUACAGUAGCAAGUGCACUAACUGUGGCAGGGACUAGAACGUCCGGUCAGCCCAUACGCACCCAGAAUGUGAUGGCUGCUUCGUCCAUCGCCAACAUCGUGAAGAGUUCCCUGGGCCCUGUGGGUCUCGAUAAGAUGCUCGUGGAUGAUAUUGGAGAUGUCACGGUGACCAAUGACGGAGCGACGAUCCUGAAGUUGCUGGAAGUUGAGCAUCCGGCAGCCAAAGUUUUGGUUGAACUGGCUCAGCUUCAGGAUGAGGAAGUUGGCGAUGGUACCACAUCUGUGGUCAUAAUUGCAGCUGAAUUGCUGAAAAAUGCUGAUGAACUGGUGAAACAGAAAAUUCAUCCAACUUCCAUCAUUUCCGGCUACCGUCUGGCCUGCAAAGAGGCCUGUAAGUACAUUUCCGAGCACCUCACGGAGCCCGUGGACAGCCUCGGGCGUGAGUGCAUUGUGAAUGUGGCUAAAACAUCCAUGAGCUCCAAGAUUAUCGGGCAGGAUUCCGAUUUCUUCUCUUCAAUGGUCGUAGAUGCUGCUCAGGCUGUGAAGAUCACAGAUCCCAAGGGAAAUCCCGCGUAUCCAAUCAAAGCAGUUAAUGUCUUAAAAGCCCACGGGAAGUCCGCCCGGGAGAGUCUCUUAAUUUCCGGAUAUGCCCUCAACUGCACGGUUGCAUCGCAGCAGAUGCCCAAAAAGAUCGUCAACGCCAAGAUCGCAUGCCUGGACUUUUCUCUGCAAAAGACAAAAAUGAAGCUUGGCGUUCAGGUUCUCGUGAAUGAUCCUGAAAAUCUCGAGAAGAUCCGUGCCCGGGAACUGGAUAUCACACGCGAGAAGAUCCAGAAGAUCCUGGCCACGGGUGUCAAUGUUGUUCUGUGCUCGGGAGGAAUCGAUGAUCUCUGCCUGAAGUAUUUCGUAGAGGCCAAGGCAAUGGCUGUCCGGAGAGUGAAGAAGGGUGAUCUCAAGAGGAUUGCUAAGGCCACGGGCGCUGCCUACCUCACGUCCCUCACGAACAUGGAGGGCGAGGAGAGUUUCGAGCCGUCGAUGGUUGGAGAGGCGGCAGAAGUGAGCCAGGAAUGGAUCAGUGACGAUGAGUUGAUCCUGGUGAAGGGACCAAAGGCAAGAACAGCCUCUUCGAUCAUUCUCCGAGGACCCAAUGACUUCUACUUGGACGAAAUGGAGCGAUCCAUUCACGAUGCCCUGUGCGUGGUCAAGAGAGUGCUGGAAGGAAAAAAGGUCGUAGCUGGCGGAGGAUGCGUCGAGGCGGCUCUAUCCAUUUACUUAGAAAACUUUGCCACUUCUUUGAGUUCCAGGGAGCAACUGGCAAUUGCUGAAUUUGCCAAGUCUCUGUUGGUCAUCCCUAAGACUUUGGCUGUCAAUGCGGCCAAAGACGCCACGGAUUUAGUGGCUAAACUCCGAGCCUACCACAAUUCCAGUCAGACCAAGCUGGAUCAUGCGCAUCUCAAGUGGUACGGACUGGAUCUGAUCGAGGGCGUCGUGAGGGACAAUAAGAAAGCUGGAGUUCUUGAGCCUGCAAUGUCCAAGAUCAAAUCACUGAAAUUCGCCACGGAAGCUGCUUUGACGAUUCUCAGGAUUGACGAUAUGAUCAAGUUGAAUCCGGAAGAGAAGGGAGGGAAGAGCUAUGCUGAUGCUUGUGCUGCCGGUGAACUCUAAAGGAGAUUCAGAGAAAAAAAUGUUCCCAAUUCAUUUAAAUCCAGUUAAUUGCAGUUUUCAUGAGAUUUUCUUCGUGUUUCAUGUCUCACUAGAAAUAAUAAUGCAAGCUUUUUCACAAAAACCAACAAAAUGUAUUUUCAAUUGACAUUAAAUAAGUUUCUAACAA
Messenger RNA from Phlebotomus papatasi, 1943 nucleotides. RefSeq names its product T-complex protein 1 subunit alpha (gene CCT1). Gene Ontology annotation, biological process: protein folding. NCBI's taxonomy places the organism in Eukaryota, Metazoa, Arthropoda, Insecta, Diptera, Psychodidae. The transcript is spliced from 4 exons. The record is from RefSeq and is a predicted model, not a curated record. Gene Ontology annotation, cellular component: chaperonin-containing T-complex. Gene Ontology annotation, molecular function: ATP binding; ATP-dependent protein folding chaperone; ATP hydrolysis activity. The coding region runs from base 110 to 1777 and encodes 555 amino acids.